Molecule: messenger RNA, 2809 nt
Organism: Globicephala melas (long-finned pilot whale)
Lineage: Eukaryota; Metazoa; Chordata; Mammalia; Artiodactyla; Delphinidae
Gene: SNRPB2
Product: small nuclear ribonucleoprotein polypeptide B2
Biological process (GO): mRNA splicing, via spliceosome
Cellular component (GO): U1 snRNP
Molecular function (GO): U1 snRNA binding
Source: RefSeq, a predicted model, not a curated record
UGUCUCGGCUUCCGGCUUCCGGCUUCCGGCUUGUGAUUCGUACGGGACGCCGCGGACGCCUCCGACUAUUUGAACAGUUUAACCCACAACAUGGAUAUCAGACCAAAUCACACAAUUUAUAUCAACAAUAUGAAUGACAAAAUUAAAAAAGAAGAAUUGAAGAGAUCCCUGUAUGCCCUGUUUUCUCAGUUUGGCCACGUCGUAGAUAUUGUGGCUCUAAAGACCAUGAAGAUGAGGGGGCAAGCUUUUGUUAUAUUUAAGGAACUGGGCUCAUCCACAAAUGCCUUGAGACAGUUACAAGGAUUUCCAUUUUAUGGCAAACCGAUGCGAAUCCAGUAUGCAAAAACAGAUUCUGAUAUAAUAUCUAAAAUGCGUGGCACUUUUGCUGACAAAGAAAAGAAAAAAGAAAAGAAAAAAGCCAAAACUGUGGAACAGACUGCAACAACCAUGAACAAAAAACCUGGUCAGGGAACACCAAAUUCAGCUAAUACCCAAGGAAAUGCAGCACCAAAUCCUCAGGUCCCUGAUUACCCUCCAAACUAUAUUUUAUUCCUUAAUAAUUUACCAGAAGAGACUAAUGAGAUGAUGUUAUCCAUGCUGUUUAAUCAGUUCCCUGGUUUCAAGGAAGUACGUUUGGUACCUGGGAGGCAUGACAUUGCUUUUGUUGAAUUUGAAAAUGAUGGACAGGCUGGAGCUGCCAGGGAUGCUUUACAGGGAUUUAAGAUCACACCAUCCCAUGCCAUGAAGAUCACCUAUGCCAAGAAAUAAGAUUUGGGAUAGCUGCCUUUAAAGGACUUGGUGUUAUGUAUAGUUUUCGUUUUGAUAACAUUUGGUCAGGCCACUUUAAUAGUUGGGGGUAGGGGAAAGUGUAUGUGAAAUUUUUGUAAAGGAUUUAAAACAUUACCUAGUCUUUGUUUAGCCUUAGUGAACUAUGAACUGUGAAGGCCUUAAUUUUGUACAAUAAACUUUUAUUUGUAUUCUGUACAUAAUAUUUCAUUUAUUGGCCCACUGUCCUAUCAUCAAAUGCUUAUGCUAGUCUAGAACACAGCUUAAGGUAUAUAAAACUGUAAUAGGAUGCUUUUCUUGUGUGUUUUUUUUUUUUUUUUAAUUCAUUCAGUAGCCAGGACUUCCUCUGACCACAGCCAGGAAAUGUUCUCUCUGAUUUUUUUUUAAUUAAUUAAUUUAUUUACUUAUUUAUUUGGGGCUGUGUUGGGUCUUCAUUUCUGUGCGAGGGCUUUCUCUAGUUGCGGCAAGCGGGGGCCACUCUUCAUCGCGGUACACGGGCCUCACUAUCGCGGCCUCUCUUGUUGCGGAGCAUAGGCUCCAGACGUGCAGGCUCAGUAGUUGUGGCUCACGGGCUUAGUUGUUCUGCGGCUUGUGGGAUCCUCCCAGACCAGGGCUUGAACCCGUGUCCCCUGCAUUAGCAGGCAGAUUCUCAACCGCUGCGCCACCAGGGAAGUCCCCUCUUGUGUUAUUUUGGAGUAGCUAAUGGUAGAUGCUUUUCUAGUGUUAUUUUGGAGUAGCUAAAUGGUAGAGAAACAUUGAACCACUUUAAUAAAAGUAAAGGAGAAUUAGAUCAAGCACUUGAUUAUAUUUUCUGUAAUGUUUUAUGUGUAUGAACUGCCAUCCUGGAAUUCAUUUUUUUGUUUGUUUUUGUUUGUGGGAUUUUUCUUUGUUUUGGGUGCACCACAUGGAGAUAUUAGUUCUCCGACCAGGGAUCGAACCCGGACCCCCUGCAGUGGAAGUGCCGAGUCCUAACCACUAGACCGCCAGGGAAUUCCCUGUUUAGUUUUUUUAAUGAUUCUUUUACUAAUGAUAAAAGUGAUAUCCUGGAUAUGAGAAGAAGGUGGGACCUGGGCAGGAUCUAAAUUCAUCUUCAUAUUCAAAUAAAUGAGCAUAGUAUUUGCUGGUAAUAGACAUUUCACAAAUCUUUUCAUCCAGUUUUUAAUUGAAUAAAGGCCAUUUAGGAGUAACUGUACUUACUGUUUUCUGGGAAAACAGAUGGAAAGGGAAUAUUGUCUUUAGACUUCACAUUUUAUGCUCUUACCCUCUUGAGGCAGGGUCGUUCCUAAGGAAUACCUGCUCAGUUAUUAACCUCAUUAUUGAACAACCUCCAAAGGAAAGAUUUUUAGUCUGUAAUCUUUUUGAAGACUAGUAGGCUGACUUGCAAAGGUUGCCAAUCCUAAUCUUGCUGCCUCUUUGUGCUUCUUGAACACGGAUGCUCAGAUAUUUCCAAAGCUCAUUUUCUGUAGUAUUUGAUUUCUACCUAAGGCUAUUGAUUCAAGUCCCCUGCUAGCAAAACCACAGGUGUCUAUAGAAGUGGACGAUUUUUUAUGUAUAGUGCAUGGUAAAGUGACUAUUAAUCACUUUUUGUGUUCCUGUUUUAAUAUUUCCUGGAACAAGACUUUUCCUUAUCACUUAGAUUUUUUUAUGUAUUGAAUAUAUAUGGGAUACAUAUUUAUAGGAAGACCACUUUCAGAGUUAUGUAGAUUUUUAUCGCAUCACUCUUGUGCAUACAUGAGGAGGAAAAAGCAGAAUAAUUUUUAUCCCUUAACUUUCCACCUGCAGAGUCUGAUUCUUAUGAAUAACUUUUUAACCUAGUUGUCAAGUUCAUGUAUGUCCGUAAAAUGUAUUAACAGUGAGUUACUAGAAAAAAGACCAUGCUCUUGCAUGUUGACAGCAAUGCCAUUUGCUAGUACAUUUUCUAACUGCUUGCUCUCAGUGACUGUCCUUAGCUUGUCUCAGAAGAUGUUUCACAGGACUUCCCUGGUUUUGCAGUGGUUAAGAACCCGCCUGCCAGUGCAGGGGA